AAACUAGGAUAUGCUGGGAAUACAGAACCACAGUUUAUCAUCCCUUCCUGUAUUGCUAUUAAGGAAUCAGCAAAAGUGGGUGACCAAGCUCAAAGGAGGGUGAUGAAAGGUGUUGAUGAUUUAGAUUUCUUCAUUGGUGAUGAAGCAAUAGAAAAGCCUACAUAUGCCACAAAGUGGCCAAUCCGCCAUGGUAUAGUUGAAGAUUGGGACUUGAUGGAAAGGUUUAUGGAGCAAGUAAUCUUUAAAUACUUGAGAGCAGAACCUGAAGAUCAUUAUUUCCUUUUGACUGAACCUCCACUGAAUACUCCAGAAAACAGGGAAUAUACUGCUGAAAUAAUGUUCGAAUCAUUCAAUGUACCAGGCUUAUAUAUUGCUGUGCAGGCUGUUCUUGCACUCGCUGCAUCCUGGACCUCUAGACAAGUAGGAGAACGGACAUUGACCGGUACUGUAAUAGACAGUGGAGAUGGGGUCACACACGUCAUUCCUGUGGCCAAACAAAUGUCAUUUCUUUUUGGUAGUUGUCUAGAACCAUCAAUUAAGAGGCUUAAUUGUGUCACCAAGGUUUCAGUGAGUGUUGGAUAUAUCCACAUAACAUAUUUUAUUCAGCAGCUGCUGAGAGACCGAGAAGUAGGAAUCCCUCCAGAGCAAUCUUUGGAAACUGCUAAGGCAGUAAAGGAGCGCUAUAGUUAUGUCUGCCCAGAUUUAGUAAAAGAAUUUAAUAAGUAUGACACAGAUGGAUCAAAGUGGAUUAAACAGUAUACGGGAAUCAAUGCUAUCUCAAAGAAAGAGUUUUCCAUUGAUGUUGGUUAUGAAAGAUUCUUGGGACCUGAAAUCUUUUUUCAUCCAGAGUUUGCUAAUCCAGAUUUCACACAGCCUAUCUCAGAAGUUGUAGAUGAAGUAAUUCAGAAUUGUCCUAUUGAUGUCAGACGUCCUCUCUACAAGAAUAUUGUCCUCUCUGGAGGCUCAACUAUGUUCAGGGACUUUGGACGUCGCUUGCAAAGAGAUUUGAAAAGAACUGUUGAUGCCAGACUGAAAUUAAGUGAAGAAUUGAGUGGCGGUAGAUUGAAGCCAAAGCCUAUUGAUGUACAAGUCAUUACACACCACAUGCAGCGAUAUGCAGUUUGGUUUGGAGGUUCAAUGCUGGCUUCCACGCCUGAGUUCUACCAAGUAUGCCACACCAAAAAGGAUUAUGAAGAAAUUGGACCUAGCAUCUGUCGUCACAACCCAGUGUUUGGAGUCAUUGAGAAGAUCCUUGAUGGCAGAGACUAUCGAUUUAUCACCGCAGCCAUGAUCAUUAUUGUGGUGACAUGUGUACAGGCGUCGCUGAGGGCCCAGUUAAAUACUAGAAGACAAGGGCGGGUAAUCCUGUGGCGGCAGCUCCGUGCCUGUCUCUCAGGGCGAAUAGUCCUGCGGCUGGCAACAAUGCGAGUCUGCACUCGUGGUCCCUGA
Messenger RNA from Elephantulus edwardii (Cape elephant shrew), 1449 nucleotides. RefSeq names its product actin-related protein 3-like. The transcript is spliced from 14 exons. The coding region runs from base 103 to 1449 and encodes 448 amino acids. Gene Ontology annotation, biological process: Arp2/3 complex-mediated actin nucleation. Gene Ontology annotation, molecular function: actin filament binding. Lineage: Eukaryota; Metazoa; Chordata; Mammalia; Macroscelidea; Macroscelididae. The record is from RefSeq and is a predicted model, not a curated record. Gene Ontology annotation, cellular component: Arp2/3 protein complex; actin cortical patch.